Molecule: messenger RNA, 15200 nt
Organism: Eufriesea mexicana
Lineage: Eukaryota; Metazoa; Arthropoda; Insecta; Hymenoptera; Apidae
Product: titin-like
Source: RefSeq, a predicted model, not a curated record
CAGCCGGCAAUUCGCAUUCGACCGACGUCUUGGUUUAAAGAGUCUCGGGGACAAGACUUUUUGAUGAUGACUUGACUUCUGCCGACUGGAGUGAGCCGCGGCCUCAGGCAGCACGUACGAAAGCAUAUACGAGAAUAAGCUAGAAGAAUUAGCGUGAAAUACGUGGAAUAAUUGUAAAGGAAGAAUAAUAAAGAAGAAGAAGAAGAAGAAGAAGACGAUUUAUUAGCGGCUAAAUGAGAGAUAGAGAAAGAUAUACCGCUGGAAGAGGAUUUAAUUAAUUAUUUACGAAUCGAUUAAUCGCGAGUGACACGAGGAUCCCUGUAUAUUGCCUUUUUGCUCCGUUCUCUUUCUUUUCUUUUUCGCGGUUUUUAAUUUUCGCCUGUUCCUCUUGCCUUUUUUUGUUGUUGUUGAGUGCCCAGUGAGGGAAGUUUGUACGACGUUCUUCGUAAGUACACUCGGCUGAAAGGGAUAAGAGACACCAAGGAAGACGAGAGAAAGUACGCCUCGCGUUACGUUUUUGUGAUCGACCAAACGAAGCAUCGAAAACGAUCUUUCAAACGACUUGGAUUCCUUCGAUUGAUCCAAGAUGAAGCGACAAACGUCUCAGCAGCAGCAGCAGCAGCAACAGCAGCAGCAGCAGCAGCAGCAGCAGUCAGUGAUGCAGCAACAACAGCAGCAGCAAACGAUCACGCAACAACAACAGCAGCAAUACAUGCAACAGAGGACCGAACGACAGGUCACUCGGCAGCAAAUCACCAGUCAGCAGAGAGUUCAAGGGGAGAUUGUGAUGCAGUCGACGCCCAUGGUACCAACAUUUACCGGCAGACCAGGCGAUCCAUCGCCACCGGUCUUCGAACAGAUCUUCAAGAACGCCCGAUUCGCGCAGGGUGGAAACGCAAUUUUCGAGGGUCGUGUGAGAGGAAACCCGAAGCCCACCGUAUCCUGGACCCACAAGGGUGCACCGUUAUUAGAAUCAUGGAAAAUACGAAUGUCUUACGACGACAAAACCGGUGCAGUAACCCUUCAAAUUAAUCAAAUCGGCCCUGGAGAUGAGGGUGAAUACACGUGCAGUGCAAAAAACCAAUACGGCGAAGCAAUCUGCUCCGUUUACAUUCAGCCAGAAGGAUUUGGACCCCCACCGCAACAGCAAAUGGGAAGUUACAGAAAGGAAUACGCACAAACCUUCCAGUCCACCGAACAGAAGUCUCAAACAGGAACACAAAGCUUCCAACAGCGUAGUUAUCAACAAACAAUCGACAAACGAAGCUAUGUUAAUGGAACUUCCACCAGCAUCGAAGAUUUCAAGGUGGACACCUUCGAGUACAGACUGUUGCGGGAAACAGAGUUUCGAGAGUCGAUUACUCGCCGUUUCGUGGGCGAAUCCGACGUGCAGAUUUCGACGGUGGUAGAUCGUAACCUGGGACCGGUUGCACCUCCGCAAAUCACGCAGAAGCCCAGAAACUCGAAGCUCGUCGAGGGAUCGGACGCCGUUUUCACUGCGAAAAUCUCCGGCAACCCGAAACCAAGAUUAACUUGGUUCAAAAACGGCCAGAGGAUCCGCGAAUCACAACGCGUGGAGAUGAGCUACUCGAACCAACAAGCCUCCUUAAGGAUCAGAGUCGCUUUGCCGGAAGACAGCGGCCAUUACACUUUGCUAUCCGAGAAUCCUCAGGGUUGCACCGUCAGCUCUGCGUAUCUGGCGAUCGAAUCCAGCGAUCAAGUCGAUCAAGCUUACCAAUCUCAAAGAGAAACGGUGAAAACUCAGCAAGUCGAAUCGACCGGCGAAUCUGACUCUGGAAAAGUUCUGCCACCGAAUUUCGUUCGCACCUGCAGCGAUCGUGAUGCCACCGAAGGAAAAAUGACUAGGUUUGAUUGUCGCGUAACCGGCCGCCCGUAUCCUGAAGUGACGUGGUACAUAAACGGCCAACAAGUGGCCAACGACCUGACCCACAAGAUCCUCGUGAACGAGUCUGGUAACAACUCGCUGAUGAUCACGAACGUGAGCCGCGCGGACGCCGGCGUCGUGACCUGCGUCGCUAGAAACAAGGCAGGCGAAACCUCGUUUCAGUGUAAUUUGAACGUGAUCGAGAAGGAGCAAGUAGUCGCGCCGAAAUUCGUGGAACGAUUCACCACGACGAACGUGAAAGAGGGAGAACCGGUUGUUUUCAUGGCUCGCGCUGUUGGCACUCCUGUACCUCGUAUCACCUGGCAGAAGGAUGGAGUACCGAUAACACCUGGACCGGAUGUGCGUAUAUUGACAGAUGGUAGCGGAGCAUCAACUUUAGAUAUACCCUGCGCAAAAUUGUCGGAUGCAGCUUGGUACCAGUGCACGGCGCAGAAUGUAGCCGGCUCUACUGCUACCAGAGCUCGGCUCUUCGUGGAAACACCGAAAGGAGCAGCCCCAGAACCAAGACGCCUGAACUUACCCCGACCGACGAAAGUCAUCGAACCAGAACCAGCGCCUGGCCCCGAAGUGAUUUAUUUGAGACACGUGGAACGCGCCAAACCGUAUUUGCCUCCACCUGAGGAAGAUAGAGUUUAUCCACCACCACGUUUCAUCAUACCAUUGAAGGACGUCCAUCAGAUCGAGGGUGGACGAAUUCACUUCGAGGCCAGAAUCGAACCGGUGGGCGAUCCCACUAUGAGGGUAGAGUGGUAUGUCAAUGGAAGAGCUCUCGAUGCGAGUUCCCGGGCGACUUCUAUCUUCCGAUUCGGCUUCAUCUCUCUCGACUUGAUCAGCAUCGUUCUUCAAGAUAGUGGCGAAUAUUUAUGCCGCGUUGUAAGUUCGACUGGAGUCGCCGAAUCUCGAGCUACCCUCAGCGUGACACCACGCGCAACAAUCGAACAAGCCAGCCAACACCCCGACAGUCUCCAGUACAUUCAACAGCUCGAGGAUUACAGCAAGUAUCAAAGGCAGGAGAGUGUGGAGGAGAUCUCUCCUCAGCGGCCGGCCUUCAUCCGACCACUCCAGGAUCUAGGAGAGCUACAGGAAGGUCGUAACGCCCAUUUUGAGGCGCAACUGACCCCUGUAAGCGAUCCCACGAUGAAAGUGGAGUGGUACAAGGAUGGUAGGCCGAUCACAGCCAGCUCAAGAAUCACAACCAUCUUCAACUUCGGGUACGUCUCGCUCAAUAUAUUGCACCUACGAGCUGAAGAUGCAGGUUCUUAUACCGUGAGAGCUGUGAACCGCUUGGGAGAGGCCGUCAGCUCCGCAUCUCUCCGUGUUUUUGCACGCACAAGCGUUACUUCAGACCUGGGAAUCCCCGAGCAACAGAGGUACAUCGAGGCUGCCGAGGAAUUGGAAGCUUAUCAACAGGCCAUGCACCAGAAAUACGUACAGGAGCAGCCUGAACCGACUAGCCCACCGGAAUUCAAAUCCCCUAUCAAGGAUCAGAACAGCAUUCGAGAAGGAGGAUUUGCUCAUUUCGAAGCACGUCUAGAACCAGUCGGCGAUUCUGACUUGAGAGUCGAAUGGCUCAAGGAUGGACGCCCUGUAGAAGCAAGUUCACGAAUCACAACAUUCUUCAACUUCGGUUACGUGGCACUAACCAUCAAAUACGUAACCAUUCACGACGUCGGUGUAUACACCUGUCGCGCUUACAACCGCGUUGGCGAAGCUCACACGACAGCUCAGUUGAGCGUGAUCAGCAAGAACGACGUUAUCUAUGACAGUCAACAUCCCACUGGACUUCAGAAGAUCCAGACUUUGGAAGAUUCCAGUAGAUACUCGCGACAGGUCCAGGAAGAAACGCAAGUAACUCAAGCACCGCGAUUCCUAGGCAACCUGAAAGGUACCAACAAGAUCGUGGAAGGUCAACGAGCUCACUUCGAGGCUCGUGUCGAGCCUCAGAGCGAUUUAACCAUGACCAUCGAGUGGUACCACAAUGGAAAACCUAUCACUGCUGCGAACAGAAUCCAGACCUAUCACGACUUUGGAUACGUGUCUAUAGACAUUCUUCAGGUCAGACCAGAGGACGCUGGUACUUACACCGUCGUCGCUAGAAACGCUCUUGGAGAGGCUCGACUGUCUGCCACCAUGAUCGUUGAAACACGUUCAAGCGUAGAUACCAGCAGUAUGCACCGCACUUCCUACGAGAAGACACAGCGUCUCGAGGAAUCGAAAUUCGUCGAGCCUCAGUAUCACAUCGAAGAAAUUUCAAAAUCGAAGCCCAUUUUCGUCCAACCACUGAGUGAUCCUAAACCAGUGAGCGAAGGCAAGAACAUCCAUUUGGAAUGCCGUUUGGAACCCAUGGGCGACCCAACGAUGAGAGUCGAAUGGUUCCAAAAUGGUCGACCAGUUACCGUUGGCUCCAGAUUUAGAACUUAUUAUGACUUCGGCUUUGUCGCUUUGGACAUCGUUCAUUCGACUGUCCUCGACUCUGGAGAAUACACUGUUAGAGCUACCAAUCAUCUUGGCACUGCUCAUACCUCAGCCUGCGUCAGAGUAAUCGGAAAAUCCGACAUAGUUACGGAAACUCAGCACGAACAAUCACUAGAGCAGAUUCAAAUGCUCGAAGAUUCGGCAAGGUCCCGGAAAACCCAACAGGAGGAUGUAACAGUAAUGCAGGCGCCACAAUUUACUCGGCCCUUGCAUAAUAUCGAAACAGUAGAACUGACCAACGUUCAUCUUGAGUGUCGUCUUCAGCCAGUUGGCGAUUCGUCCAUGAAAGUGGAUUGGUUCGUCAAUGGAAGACCAGUAAAAACUGGUCACAGGUUCAGACCAUCGUACGAAUUUGACUACGUCGCUCUUGACAUCCUCGGUGUUUAUCCCGAGGACUCUGGCGUGUACACCUGCCAAGCAAGAAAUCAGCUGGGCGAAGCAGUCACUUCCUGUUCUGUCCGAGUGCACGCGAAGAAAGACCUGCUCCUGGAGUCUCAACAUCCAGAAGGUUUGGAACGAAUACAAUACUUAGAGGAUGCUUCCAGAUACAAGAGACAAGAACUCGUGGAUGAAGUGGUCAAUGUCAAACCGAGAUUUAUUACGGCUCCAAAGAACCAGGAGAAUCUUCGAGAAGGACAACACGCCCACUUCGAAUGCAAAUUGGAACCUGUGACAGACUCAAAUUUGAAGGUUGAGUGGUUUAAGAAUGGUCGUCCGGUUACAAUAGGACACCGAUUCCGUCCGAUACACGAUUUUGGCUACGUUGCUCUGGACGUGAUCGACCUAAUCGCCGAGGACUCAGGUACUUACACCUGUCGCGCUGUCAACCUCGUUGGCAGUGACGAAGUAUCCUGCACUCUAUCCUGUCGAUCGACUGCCCAAGUUUUAACGGACACUCAGAACGAGCUCGGCCUCGAACAAAUUCAUUAUCUCGAGGACAGAUCUAAAUACCAACGAAGAGAAGAUAUCGAAGAAACGACCACCCAGGCCCCGAUCUUCACUACUUCCCUGAACAACGUGGAGAUCAAAGAAGGUCAAAGAGCUCACUUCGAGUGCAGAUUGAUACCCGUGUCCGAUGCAACGAUGAAGGUCGAAUGGUUCCAUAAUAACAAGCCUGUGAAAGCUGGCUCGAGGUUCGUCGAGACCAACAGCUUUGGUUUCGUGGCAUUGGAUAUCAUGUACGCCUAUCCAGAAGACUCUGGUACUUACACCUGCCGAGCAAAGAACAUCAUUGGAGAGGCGAUCACUUCGGCAACUGCGACUGUGCACUCAAAGAAAUCGAUUUACACGGAAACUCAGAACGAAGAGACCCUCCAACGCAUUCAUUACCUGGAGGACACCUCGCGAUACCAACGCAAGACCACCACAGAGGAAAUCAUCACCCAAGCCCCAGUCUUCACUAUGCCUAUCAAGGACUUAAAAGUCGCCGAAAAUCAAGCGGCUCAUUUCGAGGCUCGCGUGAUUCCUGUUGGCGAUUCCAAAUUAAAGGUUGAAUGGCUACGAAAUGGAGUGCCAAUCGCAGCUUCCAAUCGCGUGACAACAAUGCACGAUUUCGGAUACGUCGCUCUGAACAUGAAGUACGUCAAUCCUGAAGACUCAGGUACCUACACUUGCCGUGCAGUAAAUGAUCUUGGAGAGGCUGUAACCUCAGCGACACUCUUCGUUCAAUCCAAGGCGGCCCUGCAAUUCGAGUCGCAGCACGAGAGCGCGUUGUCGAAGAUCCAGGCGCUGGAGGACACCAGCAGAUACCAACGACGCGAAGAAGAAGAAAUCGUGGUAAAGGAGAAACCAUCAUUCACGGUCCAACUGAACGGACCUACCAGCCUAGUCGAGGGUCAAAGCGCACACUAUGAGUGCCGUAUCGAGCCCUAUCCCGACCCGACCAUGAAGGUGGAGUGGUUCCAUAAUGGCAAACCACUGUCCACCGGUCACAGGUACAGAACCACUUGUGACUUUGGAUUCGCCUCGUUGGACGUGCUCACUGUGUACGCGGAGGACUCUGGUACCUAUACCUGCCAGGCCACCAAUAGACUGGGAUCGGCGAAGAGUUCGAUCAAUCUUGACGUGAAAUCUCGUGCCUCGAUUAUUCGCGAAACGCAACACGAAAGUGCCCUGAAGAAAAUACAGUACCUAGAAGACGACUCGCGUUACAAACGCGUGGACCAGGAAGACUUGAUCAUCGCCGAGAAACCGAAAUUCGGACGCCCAUUGAAGAACAUAGAACACCUGCCAGAAGGCAAGAGCGCUCACCUCGAGGCGACUUUGACACCUGUCAACGAUCCCACUAUGGUGGUAGAAUGGUACAGAGAUGGUAGACCAAUCCCUCAGGGUCACAAGUUCAAGACUACCUACGACUUUGGCUACGUCGCUCUCGAUAUUCUUUAUGCCUAUCCCGAAGACUCUGGAACCUACAUGUGCAAGGCUAGAAAUGCUGUUGGCGAGGCUGUUACUACUUGUGUCAUCAGCGUUGACUCGAAACAAGGCCUAUAUUUGGACACAUUAGACGCUCAGCGUUUGCAGAAAAUUCGCGAGCUAGAAACAGUGGAAGUGAAACAAGAGGUUGAAAAAGAGGUUAUACACCAGAAGCCCGUAUUCUUGACGCCUUUGAACAACCUGGAUCACCUAAAAGAAGGUGAACAUGCUCACUUGGAAUGCCGCGUCGAACCUAUCAACGAUCCAAAUCUAAAGAUAGAAUGGUUCGUGAAUGGAGUUGCUGUAAGAACAGGCCAUCGCUUCCGCAAAACACACGAUUUCGGUUAUGUGGCUCUUGACAUUCUUUAUACCUACCCUGAAGAUGCUGGUACUUACAUGUGCAAGGCUACCAACUUGGCUGGCGAGGCUGUCAACACGUGUACCAUCAAAGUUGGCUCUCGCCGCAGUAUCCUAUUAGACACUCAACAUCCAGAUGGUCUCGAGAAAAUCCGUGAACUCGAGGCUCAAGGCCGUCCAGCACGUUUAGAAGUCGAAGAACCACCAGUGACACCACCCAGAUUCGUCACUGAGCUCAGGGGUACCACCGAGGUGUACGAAGGACAAACGGCCCACUUCGAGUGCCAAGUGGAGCCUCUUCACGAUGCCAACUUGAGGAUCGAAUUCUUCCAUAAUGGCAAGCCUCUGCCAUCGGCUUCCAGGUUCCACGUGACGUUUGACUUUGGAUACGUGGCUCUGGAUAUCGGCCACGCCGUUCCUGAAGAUGCAGGAGAAUAUUCCGUACGAGCUAUUAACGCUCUUGGCCAAUGCGUAUCUUCGAUCGAGCUGAAGGUUAUUCCAAGGGACAGCAUUAUACUGGACUCUCAACGACCUGAAGGAAUGGAUAAAAUCCGCGAAUUGGAGGCUCAGCAACCUUGGAAGAGACCGGAUGUACCGGAACCACAAACUAAACAGAGACCAGUCUUCACUCAACCAUUGCAGAACAUCGAUGCCAUUCCCGAAGGACACACUGCACAUUUCGAGUGCAGGUUGAUCCCCGUAGGAGAUCCCACGUUGAAGGUCGAGUGGUUCAGAAAUGAAAUCCCACUUGAGACAAGUUCACGAAUCACCAAAGUCCACGAUUUCGGAUACGUAUCAUUGGAUAUCAGUCACGUGAGAGAGGAAGAUGAAGGUGUCUACAUGUGUCGCGCUACCAACCCACUUGGUGAAGCAGUCACCACUGCUUCGAUGAAGAUAAGAAGCAAAGCAAGCAUUCAAUUAGACACCCAACACCCCGAAGCGCAACGUAAGAUCGCCCAACUUGAAGCUGACAAACCAAGUCGUCCAGAAGAACCAGAGAAAGUAUUCGACAAACCCAUCUUCACCCAAUUAUUGACUGGACCCACCGAGCUCUGGGAGGGUCAAAUGGCUAGAUACGAAUGCAGAGUCGUCCCAGUUGGCGAUGCCAGUUUGAGAUUCGAGUGGUACAUAAACGGAGUCGAAUUGAAGAUGGGAUCUCGGUUCCACGUAAGUCACGAUUUCGGCUACGUGACCCUGGACAUCUUGAAAGUCAUCUCGGAGGAUUCCGGUGUGUACACCUGCAAGGCGAUCAACAAAGCCGGCGAAGCAGUUUCCUCGAUAUCCUUGAAGGUGAAAACGCGCUCGGCCAUCGAUGCUGACAGUCUGCAACCGGAUGCAUGGCAGAAAAUCCAAUUGAAAGAAGCUGAGAUGAACAAAGUACCAGAGAUGUUCGUCGACACGACGCCCCAACAAGCACCGGUCUUUACCAAACACCUCGAAAGCUACGACAAACUCGUGGAAGGUCAACACGUAUAUCUGGAAGCUCAAGUAGAACCUAGAGCAGACCCGAACCUUCGUGUGGAAUGGUUCAAGAACGGAGUGUCUCUCCAAACUGGAACCAGACUCCGAAGCACCUUCGACUUUGGUCUUGUCACUCUGUCCAUCAAUGGUUUAAGACCCGAUGAUUCCGCCAUCUACACCUGCAAGGCUACUAACCUGCUUGGAGAAGCUGUCCAUGUCACCUCAGCGGAACAGCCAGAACCAGUUUACGAAGAACCAGUGUUCAUCACGCAUUUGAACAACGUAGAAUGCGUAGAAGGUGACAAUGCUCACUUCGAGUGCAACGUGGAGCCAUCCAAAGACCCCACGAUGAAGAUCGAGUGGUUUAUCAAUGGCAAACCCCUUCCAACUGGGGCAAGAUUCAAGUCUACUUACGAUUUCGGCUAUGUCGCUUUGGACAUUAAUCAUGCAUACGAGGAAGAUUCAGGAGUGGUCAUUGUCAAGGCUACGAAUUCCAAGGGAUCAGCCCAGACAUCUGGUACUCUGAAGUGCACCAGCAAACAGAACAUCUAUUUACAAACACAACAUCCUCAGGGAGAAGCUGGCUUGGAGAAGGUCAAGGAAGCCGAAGAUGCUUACUUGUCUAAAUACAAGAGACCAGAUGCUGGCCCAGAACACGAAUAUCCUAAACCAAUUUGGACAGUACCAUUGCAGCCAGAGUUCAAACUGGGUGAAUCUGAACCACUUCAUCUCGAAGGUCAGGUAGAACCCAAAGACGAUCCGAACCUAAAGAUCGAGUGGUACUUCAACGGAAAAGCCCUGGAACAUGGAUCCAGGUUCAAAAUGACCAGUGACUUUGGAUUCGUCACGUUAGACCUUACCGAUGUAUACGAUCGUGAUUCAGGAAUUUAUACCUGCAAGGCUUGGAAUAAGGCAGGAGAAGCCUUCACGUCGACAACGAUCUAUUGUUCGACCAAGGAGAAUAUCAUCGAAAGAUCGCAACAUCCAAAGGGCAAGGAAGGUCUCGAAGCAAUCCAAGACCUUGAAGAAUCCUUGAAGAAACAAGAAGGAGCUCCACCAGAAAGCGAGGAAGGUCACCCACCUGUGUUCACGUCUCAGUUCGAGAACUUGACCAACCUGUCUGAAGGAGAGAUCGCUCACUUUGAAGCAUCUCUAACUCCAACUGGUGACCAGACAAUGGUCGUCGAAUGGUUCUACAAUGGCAAAGCAUUAGAUGCCAGUCAUCGCACAAGAACAGUCUACGCUUUUGGAAUGGUCGUUCUCGAGGUCCUAGGAACCAAGAUAGAAGAUUCUGGCACCUACUCCUGUAGGGCUACCAACAAAUGGGGCCAGGCUGAGAUCAGUGUGGAACUAGAGUGUGUUGACAAGUCCAAAGGACAGAAACCUAAGUUCACAACGCACAUUCAGUCCCUGGAGGGUCUGAAGGAUGGCCAGUCCGCUCACUUCGAGUGCACUCUGAUCCCUGUAGGAGAUCCUCACAUGAAGGUAGAAUGGUUCCACAAUGGACAACCUCUGAGACACUCUUCCAGAUUCAAGAUGGUGUCCGACUUUGGAUUCGUUGUGAUGGACAUUGCCGGUGUGAUGGCCCAUGACACCGGAGAAUACGUGUGCAAGGCUAGCAACAAAUAUGGUGAAGAUUUCACCAAAGCCACUCUGAAGUGCUUCGGAAAGAGGGGAGUAUACCUCGAUUCUCUGCAGCCUGAUUCUUUAGCCAGAAUCAGAGAACUGGAAAGCUAUGGUGGAGAACAACCUGCCACACCGACGACACCAGUUGCUGAACCACCUAAAUUCAUCACGCAGAUUUCUGACAUCACGAAAUUAGUAGAGGGACAGUCUGCUCACUUUGAAGCCAGACUUACACCUGUCAAUGACCCAGACUUGAAAGUCGAAUGGUACUACAAUGGCAAGAAGCUGCCUCAUGGACAUAGAUACAGGACCUUCCACGACUUUGGUAUAGUCAUUUUGGAUAUAUUGUAUUGUUACGAAGAGAACUCUGGUGUUUACGAGUGCAGAGCUUUCAACAAAUAUGGAGAAGACACUACCAAAGCAACCUUGAAGUGCUACUCCAAGUCAAGCCUUAUUUUGGAAUCUCAACUUCCCAAAGGAAUGGAAGGUGGAUUGGAGAAGAUCCAGACUUUGGAGGACUCGUUGAUCCGCACUAAAGAUGAGAAGGUUGUCGAAGAACGAGGAAAGGCUCCUGUGUUCACUGUACCACUGAGCAACAUCGAUGGCCUACGUGAGGGCGAAAGCGCGCACUUUGAAGCUAGACUUACUCCCACUGACGAUCCAAAAUUAAAGGUCGAAUGGUUCUGGAAUGGAAAACCACUGCGAACCGGCUCUCGUUUCCGCACCUUCUGCGACUUUGGCUUCGUGAUCCUCGAGAUCUCGCCUAUCUAUCCCGAAGACUCCGGCGAGUACAGCUGCCGAGCAACGAACGAGUAUGGCGAAGCUGUGACCACCUGCACCAUGAAGUGCACAGGAAAACGAAGCAUUAUACUGGAAUCCCAGUUACCAAAGGGUAUGGAAGGCACCAUUGACAAGAUCGCUGAGCUAGAAGGUCUUGGAAACGAGCCAGGACAAGCGAUUCCUGACGACGACACCGGAAAACCACCGGAAUUCAUCACCACACCAUCCGAUUUGACUCUAACCGAGAACUCCUUGGCGCACUUCGAGUGCCGAUUGACGCCAAUCAACGAUUCCAGCAUGAGAGUCGAAUGGUUCCACAACGGAAAGCCUCUUCUGGCAGGAACCAGGAUCAAGACGAUCCACGACUUUGGCUUCGUCAUUCUGGAAGUGGCUAAUUGCUACCAACGAGACUCUGGUCUGUACACUUGCAAGGCGACCAAUCGCCAUGGCGAAGCCACUGUGUCAUGCAAGCUGCAAGUCCGUGGACGUCAAGGAAUCAUCCUGGAACCUCAACUGCCGACCAACUUCAAAACUGGAACGGAGAGCAUUCAGAAAUUAGAAGAGGCUUUGUAUAAAAAGGACGAGAUUCUGACUGAAGAGGAGACACCAAAUCCUCCCAAGUUUACUGUGGAACUGAAGGAUAUCGAAGUGGAGGAAGGAGCACCCAGUCACUUCGACUGCAGAGUCGAACCUGUUGGAGAUCCUACGAUGCGCAUCGACUGGUUCCACAAUGGAAGAUCGUUUGCUACGGGAUCACGUGUACACCAGAUCAACGACUUUGGAUUUAUUUCAUUGGACAUGUCGUACACUUAUGCUAGGGACAGCGGUGAAUACGUUUGCAGAGCGACGAACAAGUGGGGCUCUGCUACUACCAAAGCUACCAUAACCUGUAAAUCUAAAAAGACCAUAGAUUUCGACUCACAGCUACCCUCAGGCAUGAGUGGCGAGAAACUGAAAGAGUUAGAACGUGGACCAGUUAGUGAGCCACCUGCUGAAGAGCCACCACGUCAACCACCAAGAUUCAUCACGCAGAUUCAAUCAGCAACCGUUGAUGAGUCCGAACCGGUCAGGUUCGAGUGUCGCGUGGAACCAAAAGAUGAUCCAAAUCUGCGUAUAGAGUGGUACAGAAACGGAAAAAUGAUCCCAGCUGGGCAUAGGUAUAGAACAAUGUACGACAUGGGAUUCGUAUCUAUGGAUAUUUUGUACGUCUACCCUGAGGACUCUGGAGAAUACGUGUGCAAAGCUAUCAAUGAUCUUGGCGAGGACACCACUAGGGCAUCCGUAUCAUGUAAAAGGUUGCCCAACAUUAUCCUGCAGAAUCAAGUACCAAAGGGUAUGAAGAAGUCGGAAGCGUUGAUGCAAAUGGAAGCCACCAUCAAGAAAUACACCUCGGAAGUCCACCUCACAGAGGAUGACCUGUACGAUGCGGACAAGAAACAGCCACCACGUUUCGUCACUCAGAUCCAAGAUCAAACCGAAUUGGUCGAGAUGAACAGUACCAAAUUCGAGUGUCAACUGGCACCUGUCGGUGAUCCAAACAUGAGAGUCGAAUGGUUCUUCAAUGGCAAGCCUCUGCCACACAAGAAUAGAUUCACUCCUAUUUACGACUUUGGCUACGUGGCCAUGAACUUCGGCUGGGUCUACCCCGAAGACAGCGGCGAAUAUCUUUGCAGGGCCACGAAUCUUUACGGAUUCGACGAAACACGGGCAGUGAUACGAACAGCUGGCAAGCCUGGAAUUAUUUACGAGUCGCAACUACCAAAGGGCAUGAAGAGUAUCGAGAAAAUCAGAGAGAUGGAAGCUGCAUGGCAAAUAGUACCUGAGGAAGAGGGCGAAGAAGAGAAGGUGCGCGCACCUCCAACGUUCGUGAGCAAACCUGAGCCAGUGACCGUCGAAGAGGGUGAUUGGUCUAGGUUCUGUUGUCGUGUCACUGGUCACCCAAGACCACGUGUUAUGUGGAUCAUCAAUGGACACACUGUGGUCAAUGGAUCGCGUUAUAAACUAACUUACGACGGCAUGUACCAUCUGGACAUCCCCAAAACGAGGCAAUACGAUCAUGGAAAGGUCGAAGUGAUCGCUAGAAGCUCUGUAGGCGAAGCACGCACCGAAACCACUUUGACAGUGAAACCAAGGAGCGACGAUUAUCGCGGUGUCCUGAAGAACUCACCGAGACCUUGGUAUGAUUACGGGCUGACCCAAUACCAAACGGAGCGACAGAACACAGAACUCGAGAAAGUUUUCGACGAAAGGCACCAUAACAUAAGCCAGGGCGUCGAGAUCGCCACGGAACACCUUGGACAAAAGGUUUACAAGGAACCAGAGACUGAAUGGCAGAAGUCCGUGAAAAGUAAGAAGAACGAGGACUAUUACACCAAACUCAUGACUCUCGAGGAAGAACAGGUCCUGAAGGAGAGCAGGCUGAGGGAAGCUACCCACCAAUUCGCUAUACCUGGCGAGAAGGUCGUGUCUCAUUCUGUGGCCAAGGGAAUGGCCCAACAGUAUGAAGAGACCUUGGAAGAUAAAAAGGAAGAAAAGACCCAGGAGACCACGCAGACAACUACUAAAUCCAUGAAGAAACCAUACACAACAGAAGUGGACAUUGACGUAGAACGCGUGAAAGGGAAGUAUCCUCCGGAACCAGCCGAGUCUAUGGUUCACGGUCGCGAAGUGCACGUUGCCAAGCAGAAACAGACUCAGAAAGAGAUCAAAGGCGACUUGGAGAUCACCAGGAAGAUAACCGCAACGGAAACCACCGAAGUGGAGCACAAAGCGAAGACUCAGGAGCGUAUCGUUCAGGGUCCGACGAAACCAGCCAAGCCGCCAGUCUUCACGAAGAAGAUACAACCUUGCAGAGCGUUCGAACAGGAGCAGGCACGAUUCGAAGUCGAGUUCGACGGAGAUCCACUGCCGACCAUCAAGUGGUACCGCGAAGACUUCCCCAUCCAGAAUUCUCCGGAUCUCCAGAUCUACACCUUCAGCACGAAAUCCGUGCUGAUCGUUCGUCAAGUAUUCAUGGAGGAUUCUGGAGUAUUCUCUGUCAUCGCUGAAAAUCGCGGUGGAAAAGCCAAGUGCAGUGCCAAUUUGGUGGUCGAGGAACGUAGGAGACAACCUGGAAGAGGAGAAGUGGUACCACCUAGCUUCCUGUCUACCAUUCAGAGUACCUCGGUUACUACUGGUCAAUUAGCUAGAUUCGACGCCAAGGUCACUGGAACUAAACCUUUGGACGUAUAUUGGUUGAAGAAUGGUAAGAAAGUGACCGCAGACAUCCGUUACAAGACACUCGAAGAAGACAAUACUUACACCCUGUUGAUCCUCGAGACAGUGCCAGAGGAUUCAGGCAAAUACGAGUGCGUUGCAAUAAACAGCGCCGGAGAAGCGCGUUGCGACGGUGAAUGCACGGUUCGAGGACCUCAGUCACCCGCGAAGGCGGCAAAACCGACGACGCCCGGCGUCGAAAAGGCGCCCACUGUUCUGGAGCCGUUGAAAGAUCAAACUAUAAGAGAGGGUACAUCCGUUGCCUUUGCGUGUAGGAUCACAGGGAAACCUGUACCCACGGUACAAUGGAAAAAAGGCGACAAGGUCAUCAAGCCAUCCAAGUACUUCCAAAUGCAGAAAGAAGGUGAUCUCUGUACCCUGAGGAUCUCUGAGGCCUUCCCCGAGGAUGAAGGUGUUUAUAAGUGCAUCGCCAAGAAUCCAGCAGGUGAUGUGACUACUUUGGCCAACCUCAGAGUUCUCGCCCCGGACGCAGCUGACAUUCUUCCCAAAUUGACGCCACUUAAGGAUCAAAUAGUUCUGGAAGGACAACCGGCACAGUUCAAGACUCAAGUUACUCCAGCUAAACUGAAGCCAACGAUACAAUGGUAUCGCGAAGGUGCCCUGAUACCUCAGUCACCUGAUUUCCAGAUGAUUCACGAAGGCAACAACGCCGUGUUGCUGAUAGCAACCACCUACGAAGAAGACACUGGCACUUUCACCUGCCGAGCUACCACGUCAGCCGGCACCGUAGAAACCUCCGCCAAACUCAUCGUCAAAAGUAAGAACUGAAUAAAAGAUACAAAUUCAAUUGCUAACAUGAGACGCGAUUGAAUCGACGGGAUAACCCUCUAGGGUGUGACGAAGAAACGCGUUCACGCUUGCGACGAUUUCUCGUGUACAUGAAAAAAAGAAAAGAAAAAAAAAACAA